AUGCCGCUGCUCCUGGAGGGGCGGCCGCCGCCCCCUCCCCCGCCGCCGCCGCCGCCGCCGCCCCCGCCGAGCGGGGCCCAGCUGCUCAAAGCGGCGCUGGAGCAGCCCGUCCCUGGACGCCAGGACGACAUUCGGGAGUUGCUGAGGCGCCGCAGGGCCAGCUUCAGUGAGCACUUAAAGUGGAUCCUUUUCAAUAAUCCUGUGCCUUCCUUAAUUCAGAAGGGCCCACAGUGUGGUCUGGUAGCCCUCUGGAUGGCAGGAGCCCUGCUCUACCCGCCAAAGAUGCCUUCCCCGGAGGAAAUUGUGCAGGUAGCUUUGGAUAGAGGUUACACCGCCCAAGGGGAAAUGUUUUCAGCUGCUGAUAUGGCCAGGCUGGCCGAGGAAGUGCUCCCCUGCCAAGCAGAGCUCCUGUCUGGAGGCCUGGAAGGACAAAACCGCGAGAGGCUCCUUCAGCAUCUCCUUGCCGGCCUCCCUCUGUUGAUACCAUAUGACGAGGAUUCCAACCAUGAACCAUGCCUCCGGCGCGGUUACAAAGCUCACUGGGCUGUGGUCUCAGGAGCUCUGCUAGGAGUGAAGGGAGACCCCCAGUUGCCAGCCUACCAGGAAGACAAGGAAAUGCCCAGAUUCUUUUAUGCCACCCCUUCUUGUGCCCUGUUUCCCCUGGGGGCUGUGGCUGAGGUAUACCUGCUUUCCAAACAGGGCAAGAGCUGCCGCUACCAGCUGUGGAACUACCAGCAGGUACAAGAGAGCAACGCACAGCUGACAGACUUCAGCCCCCGUCGGGCAGCUGACGGCAAGGUCUACAUUGUGCCUGCAGAGGGGGUGCGGGGGGGGCUGUGUGGCAAAGCUGUGCUGCUGCGUCCUGUCCCUGCCCACCAGCUGCCUGAGAAAUGAGGUUGUUGUCUGAAGAGAAGAGACUUGGGACAGUUGCUGAAAGGAAUGGAGCAGGCUGAUGGGCCACGAUCCCUCAUGGGAAGGGUCACUUACAGGGAAGUGGGCAGGGGUUGCUCAGGAGCAGAAUGUAAUGUUGAUCACAUGGUUAUCUCAUCCUUCCAACAAAUCCAAUGCCUUUAUUCUGCUGUGUCUUCACAACAGCCUUUUGAGGUGGGCUGGCACAACUGGGAGUUUUAUUUUUUUCUAAUAAGCACAGCAGUUGGCUUCCCUUGCCUGAGUGAAAACAGGAUGGCAUAUUUUUUGCUUGCAGCAGUGAACGGCUUCCCUUGAGUUGCCCAUGUGGCUGCUUGCAGCCUCACAAGAAAACUACCUGCAUGGUCAUGUUUUGGAAAUGCCUUCCAUUCUGGACACAGAAUAUUCUCCCUUGUCUUAGGCGGCCACUCCUUUCUAUUCCAGCUCUGCUCCUUUCCAGCUGGGCAAGGGCAGGGCCAUGUGUACCUCAGGAAGGCCCCUGGCUCUUGCUACAAAUGGCCCUGAUGGCAGGUUGGAAGCAGUAGACCACCUACUGGGCAGCAUGGCCAGAAUAGGAACCUGGUAGAGGGUGUAUGUGUGUGUGUCUGGGAUUUCCUUGAUGCCACUCAUUCCCUGGAGGAAAGAAAGAGUCCUGAAAGCAACCAAGCUCUGGCCAGUGGUCCGAUGGUGGUGGUUUGUAGAGGCAGGUUGGGUCCUUUGCUGCACAUUGACCCCAACUGAGGUCAGGCCUUUGGCAUACAAACCCAGAUUUCCUGAUGGGCAAAUGGUUGGGCUGCUGUUCUGCCAUCACAGCUAUCCUACAUCUGUGGAAUGCACUACUUCAGAGUGUGGUGGAGUCUCCUUCUUUGGAGGUUUUUAGAGGCUGAAUGGCCAUCUGUCAGGAGUGCUUUGAUUGUGUGUUCCUGGAUGACCCUUGGGGUCUCUUCCAAGUAUGAUUCUCAUGCAAAUAUAGUAAUACAUAAUUGCAUAUAGGGCAUAGCAUAAGUUAAUUGUGGGACUAAGGAAGGAUUCCCACUCCUUUGCUUUUCAUUUUAGCAUUAGAGCCUUUAGCCAAUAAGAUCUAAUCAAGAUAUUAGAGGAGUUAAAUGUAGAAGGGAAAGUAUCUUCUAACAUGUAUGCAGAUAAUAUGUUAAUAUCUAUAAAUGAUUUAACAGCAGCUUUAAAACCCUUCAAGGAGGAACUUCUAAAAUGUAGUGAGGUUUAAACUUUUCAAAAUAUUUCGCCAGCAGUACAGUUAGAAGCUUCUCAUAAUUUAGGAAUUCCAUUGGUACAUAAAAGUUUUAAAUAUCUAUUAAAUUAUAUCUGUUAAAAGUCUAUUACAAAAAAAUUAAAUAAAAUAUCAAUAUAAUUUAAAAAUAUUAUAGAAAGUUAAAAUUGAAAAUGAAAAGAUGGGGUAAACAGAACAUAGUAUCUGUGUGACUAGCAAUGGUUAAAAUGUUGGUAAUCGCUAAAUUAUCAUAGUCUAUGUGUUGCUGGCGCACAUUCUGAGAAGACUUUAAGACACUGGCAACUGCAAAUAGAUUUGUUUUUAAAUCUAAGAAAUUGAGAACAGCAAAAACUUUAAGAUAUCACCCUAUUGGAGAAAGAGGUUGGGCUAUUCCAAAUAUUUGCUGAAUUGCAAUGAUUAUAAAUUAAGACAUUUAAUUCCUUAUUAUGUUAGAAAAAAAGGAAAUGGCAGGAUAUAGAGAGAGUUAAUUUGGAGGAAAUGCAGAAUAUCAGAUAUAUUAUGUGGGACUCUUUCAGACUUUAAAAUACAACUCAUUAUCAAACAUUCAUAGUUCAGUUCGGGUAUGGAAAAAAUGGAGAAGAGUUCUAUAUCUGAUUCUGCAUCAUCCAAAAUUUUGCUUAGUUAAAAAUUAUGGUCUUUGCCCAAAAGAGCCACUUUUUGAAAAGGUAUGUUUAAGAAGUGCAAAUAUAAUCUAAGAGAAAGAGGACCUAACUGGGUUUGGAAGUAACAUUCCUGUAGAAUGCAAUUGGAUACAGAUGAUCAAAUUUCAACUUGCAAAAAAAAAAAGAUUUCGAGACCAGAUGGAUAAACCCCUCACUAAAAGAAGAAGGGAAACUUGUUACAAAAAUAUGUAAGGUAUUAUUGAAUCACAAACAAAAGCCAUCCCAGUUUAUUAAAAAGAACUGGAAGAUAGCAUUAAAUACAACUAUAAAUGAUAAUGCAUGAAAUAGAAUAUUUCAGCAAACUCCAGUCAAGUCAGUUUUGAGAAAUGUACAAUGGUUUUAUACCCUGGUUGGGAUUUAUAUAAUGAAGGUUGGAAAUAAAAAUUCUUGGAAAAGUUGUGGGGAAUUGGGUACAUUUUCGCAUGAUAGUAAAGAUUUGGGAAUCUGUUUUUGCUGACAUUAGUAGGAUUAUAAAAGAACAGUUAGAACCAGUGAUUGAAUUAGCUCUGUUAAACUUAUUUUCUGAUGCUAAUGUAGAUUGUAACCAAAAAAAUGCUUAUAAGUUUUUCUUGUAGUAUUGGCCAGAAUGGUUGUUGCUGCAAGCUGGAAGAUUAAUAUUAGGAAUUUCAUAGUGUUGGAAAAACUAAUAAUGUUGGGAUGAUAAAAGGAAGAUGAUUUUAGGAGAAUUUGGAAUAAUCUUGCAAGAUAUUUAAUGGAAUUUCCAGAACUGAAAAUAUGUAAUAAUAUUUAAUAAGUUGAGAACCAGUCUUAAAUAAAGGGAUUUGGACAAAAAACAACAAAGGAA
Molecule: messenger RNA, 3622 nt
Organism: Sphaerodactylus townsendi
Lineage: Eukaryota; Metazoa; Chordata; Lepidosauria; Squamata; Sphaerodactylidae
Gene: ACTMAP
Product: chromosome unknown C19orf54 homolog
Exons: 6
Coding region: 1-894 (297 amino acids)
Source: RefSeq, a predicted model, not a curated record